UCUCCCUUUUUUUUCUCUUUUACUGUACUUUUUUUUUUUGCCUUCCUCAGCCGCACCCCUCCCUCCUCGCUGCCGAGCGUCCCAGCCCCCUCGCUCGUCUUCCUCCUCGCGCACGACUGGAUUUCAGUACUGCAAGAGCGCCGACGCCGACGGUAGGGCGGUCCUCCGCCCGUGGAGGUGGCACACCAUCUUGAUCCGCCCCUGACCGGGGUUGUGGCGCUUGUUAGGUCAAAUGGACGAUACCUUGGCUAAUAUAAGGAAGAAGUUGAAAAGGCUGAAGAAGGGCAAGGAGGAAGAUGUUGUCGCGGUGGCUGGAUUUGGGGCUGAGGGUGAGGUAUUGGCUGAGCAGGAAGAUCUGCAGGGUGGUAUUGAUAUGGGUGAGGGUGUUGCCGACGAAAACAGCAAUCUGGAGGUUGAGAACUUGAUAAUUGGGGAUGGUUUGAAAGGUUUAGGUGAUUUAGGGUUAGAAGACUCCUUGUCAGUGCUCUUUAAGAAACCUGGUCGCAAGUCUAGACAGAUCUCUAAGAAGGAUGCAGAAGGUGUGGAAGUUGCCGAUUCACAUGCUGAGGAAGCUCUUGCCAACAGAUCUGAUUUGGCUUCGGACAUGGCUGCCAAAGGCACAAAAAGGAGAAGGCGGCGCACAAAGGCAGAGAUGAGAAUGGCUGCGGCAAAUUAUGGAAGUUCGGUGGUCAAUUAUCGAUUGCCUAGGAAGGCAAAGGCAAAGCCAACAGCUAGUAAUUCUAAUAGGCGCUCCAAGGUUGACACUCAUAAAGCUUUGGGAGAAGUGGCUUCUGAGUCUUCCCCUGAUUUGCAACAGACGUCUGAUGACAAUGAAAAGGCUGCAGAUGAUGGUUUAUGUUGCGUAUCAUUGGGAGAAACACUAAUACAGGAUGUGGAAACCAGUAGAAUACCAGAUGAUGGAUCUAGAAAUUCGUCUGAUGGAGCCAGUCAUCGGUAUGAAGUUCCCGCUAGGGCUAGCAAUUUCUCAGGCUUGAAACCUUGUUCAGGACUGCAUGCUGAAGAAACAUCUCGUAGUGCAGCAAAUGCAUCCCCUGAUUGUAUUUCUGAUGUACAAAAGACAUGUUCUGAAGCAUUAGUGAAGGAUAGAUAUGCUGAUGCAGAUUGUUCUCCAGACAGGCCACCGGCAUCAACCAUGAGAAGGAAAACAAGUCUAAAACUAAAAGAAGUGCCCAAAAAACCUGUUAGACAAAAGGAGUUACCUUCCGUUGGUGCUGAUGAUAAACCAGGUGAGAUAGCAGAAAGUGAUGUGUUGUUAAAGGAGCGAUGCAAAAAUACAUUUCGUUUGGGAAGAUUAACCACUGUGGUUCCAGCCAAAUCGGCAGGUUGUACAGGCGGCCUUAAACAUGGCAAUACUGAGCCAAGCGAGGCUGUGCCAACAGAAGAAAACUUAGAUCAGCCAGCUGCUUUUGGGAUUCAUGGCUCCCGUGUGACCGCCAAGGAUUCAUGUGCCUCUCAUAACAUCAUAGCAUCUGCAAAAGAAAUGGAUAUCAUUGAUGUGGCAGCAACAUCUGAUUUUGAGGACAUGGAGAACACAUCAAAGGUGAAACGUGUAACACGAAGUGCUAAAAAACGCAAGCAUGGUGACAUGGCAUAUGAGGGAGAUGUUGACUGGGAAACUCUAAUGCAAGAGCAGGGUCUGUUCUCCAACCCCUCAGCAGGUUUUGCGGACCCAUCUCUCAAAUCAAAAGAUAAAAUUAAAGCGUUGGAAGUUUUGGAGAAUGGAGGUGCUGCUGGUGUUGCUGCAGUAAGUGCUGGCCUAAGGGCGGAGGCUAUUUCUCCAAUUGAAAAGAUCAAGUUCAAGGACGUCUUGAAGCGCAAGGGUGGCCUUCAGGAGUACCUGGAGUGCAGGAACAUGAUCCUAAAUUGCUGGAACAAGGACGUCAAACAUCUAUUGGAUCUUGCAGAUUGUGGUUUCUCUAAUGUUCCCUCGGAAGAUGAUUCGCCACGUCAAGCACUUACGCGUGACGUGUACUUUUUCUUAGAUCAAAAUGGCUACAUAAACGCUGGAAUCGCAUCAGCCAAAGUCACAGCGGAUCACGGAAUAACUUGUCCAGAAGUUGCGGAAGUAUCCCAGCUAAAUGAAUUAAGUGGAGUGAAACCAUUCAACAUUCAAGGUAAAGUCGUUGUAUCACUCCAGGAUAAAGGUCCUGGUUAUGGUGCUUUUGGACCUUUGACAGAAACAUCGAAGGAAGAUAAAAUCCCUGACAUUCAAUGUGAUGCUCAAGAGUUACUAUCUCACUUACAGUCCAAAGAACAGGCAUUUGAAGAAAAGAAUCUAGAUGCAUCACUACCAUCCACCAAUAUUAACUGCCAGUCAUAUCUGGAUGAUUCAGUUGGAGAAGUUGAAGGCUGCAGUCUCCAUCAACCAAAGGCGGGUGCUACUAAACUUUCUGGAAACAACCAUGAAGUAAACUAUAGAGUUGAAGCUGGCGGGUAUUGCAAAAAGAUAAUAAUUGUGGGAGCUGGUCCAGCAGGUUUAACUGCAGCCCGGCAUUUGCGGCGGCAUGGUUUUGCUGUCACUGUUCUUGAGGCACGCAACAGAAUUGGUGGUCGUGUUUAUACAGAUCGUACAUCACUGUCAGUUCCUGUGGAUUUGGGUGCUAGCAUUAUUACGGGUGUUGAGGCUGAUAUAGCGACUGAAAGAAGGGCUGAUCCAUCCUCUUUGAUUUGUUCUCAGCUUGGUCUUGAACUCACUGUGUUGAAAAGUGCUUGCCCUCUCUAUGAUGUAGUAACUGGCAACAAGGUUUCUGAUGAUUUGGACGAUGAAUUGGAAUCUGAAUACAAUGGUCUUCUUGAUGAAAUGGAACAUCUUUUCGCACAAAAUGGUGAAAGUGCAAUGGGUUUAUCCCUUGAGGAUGGGUUAGAAUAUGCUCUUAGGAAGAAUCGCACAGUUCAUUCUAUUUCUUCUGUAGGACAGGAUGAUCGGUUAAUAAGUAUAUCCAAUAAAGGAGGUGUAGACAUUUCCAAAAGUGUAUCAACAGAAAAGGAGAUAGCUCAUCGUGGGAAGGAUGAUAAGAUAGAUGUCCUCAGCCCUCUCGAGAGAAGAGUAAUGAACUGGCACUUUGCACAUUUAGAAUAUGGUUGUGCUGCAAUGCUCAAAUCUGUUUCUCUUCCAUAUUGGAACCAGGAUGAUGUGUAUGGAGGGUUUGGAGGACCUCAUUGCAUGAUUAAAGGUGGCUACGGUACUGUUCUAGAGAGCCUUGCAGAAGGACUUGAUGUUCGGUUAAACCAAGUUGUGACUGAAAUAAUGUACAGUUCCGAGGAAUCAGAUGCUAGUGGUAAUAAUGGGAAGAAUGUUAAAGUUUCUACUUCAAGUGGAGGUGAAUUUGUGGGAGAUGCUGUAUUGAUCACUGUUCCUCUUGGUUGCUUGAAAGCUCAUGCAAUUAAAUUUUCUCCUUCCUUGCCCAACUGGAAGCUGUCUUCCAUUGACAGGCUUGGAUUUGGCGUUCUAAAUAAAAUAGUAUUGGAGUUUCCGGAGGUCUUUUGGGAUGAUAAUGUGGAUUAUUUUGGUGCAACUGCAGAAGAAACAGAUUUAAGGGGGCAAUGCUUUAUGUUUUGGAAUCUCAAAAAGACAGUUGGGGCACCGGUUUUGAUAGCUCUGCUUGUUGGGAAGGCUGCUAUAGAUGGACAAAGUAUCAGUUCUAGCGCUCAUGUCAGUAAUGCUAUGGUGGUUCUCCGCAAGCUCUUUAAGGGUGUUGCUGUACCAGAUCCAGUCGCAUCAGUUGUCACAAACUGGGGCCUUGAUCCUUUUAGUAGAGGUGCUUACUCUUAUGUUGCAGUAGGAGCUUCAGGGCAAGAUUACGACAUUCUGGGACGGCCAGUUGCAAACUGUUUAUUUUUUGCUGGUGAAGCAACAUGCAAAGAGCACCCUGAUACUGUUGGUGGUGCAAUUUUAAGUGGUCUGCGAGAAGCAGUUCGGAUUAUUGACUUGGUACAGAGUGGUAAGGAUUAUGUGGCUGAGGUGCAAGCUCUACAAACAUACCAAAUGCAGUCAGAUAGUGAAAGAAACGAAGUUAGAGACAUGUCGAGUAGACUUGAAGCACGCGAACUUUCAACUGCUCUAUCCAAAAACUCAUCUGAUCCAUCAUAUGCUGUAGUUAGCAAGGAAUCAUUACUGCAAGAAAUGUUCUUCAGCGCACAAACUACACCCGGGCGCCUACAUUUGGCUAAGGAGCUACUGAAGCUUCCUCCAGAUGCUCUCAAAUCUUUUGCAGGGUCUAAAGAAGGACUAACUACACUUAACUCUUGGAUACUUGAUUCUCUUGGGAAAAAUGCUACUCAACUAUUGCGGCAUUGUGUGCGAUUGCUUCUGCUUGUUUCGACUGAUCUGCUAGCCGUUCGAUUGUCUGGAAUUGGGAGGACUGUAAAGGAAAAGGUUUGUGUGCAUACAAGUCGAGAUAUACGUGCUAUAGCUCGUCAGCUAGUGAGUAUGUGGAUAGAAGUUUUUCGUAAAGAAAAGGCUAGCAAUGGCAGACUCAAAUUGCUGCGCCGAAUGCCAUCAAUUGAAUCGAGUAAGACUAGGAACAAGGAUCUACAAUCAGGAAUGCCUACUCUGCAUGUGCCAAAUGAAGCUCUAGAUAACCAUAGAGCAGGUGCACAGCUUGUAAGAUCUGCUGGGAGCCAUUCACCACACAAAACAAGCAAGAAGCCUGAGAACAAGUCUGUGAAAUUGGGAACUAUAAUGGCUACAAGGUCUGAUGGCAGCUCGCUUCAUUCCCAAAAGCAACAUUAUGACAUGGAACACAAGGAGGAUCAUGACAUGGUUAUGUCUGAGGAAGAAGCUGCUGCAUUUGCUGCUGCUGAGGCUGCUCGAGUUGCUGCCAUAGCAGCUGCACAGGCAUAUGCAUCUGUAGAGGCAGUGAGUGUGCCUCGCGAACUCCCAAAGAUACCAUCAUUUUAUACUUUUGCAAUGCGUGAUCACUAUUUGGAUGAAUCUGAAACGAGAAAGAAAGUGUUGAGUGACAAUCUUGGGAGACUUGAGUGCAUAUCAGAGAUCGAUUCCAGAAAUGGCAAAGCUAAGAACUCAUCAGCUGAGCAAGUCAAUUGUGCUGAUGUUGACAGCUCAAAAAUGACUGUUGAUAACUGUACGCAGAGGAGCUACUCAAACGAGAAAGCCUGCCUGAUAAAUAUAAGGGAUAACUCUGCAGAUAGUGGAGCUGUGGAAAGUCGGUUUACCAGGGCAUGGGUUGAUACUGAUACAAUCUGCAUUGAUGGUGUUAAGGAUCCUCUAGCCAUUGAGAGGUGGCAAGCACAAGCAAUGGAAGCAGAUAAAGAAUUCUACAGUCGUAUACAUAUACCUGAUGAAGAAGAUUCAAGUAGCCAAAAACAUACAUGUAAAAGUUCUGCCUCACAGGUUGCUGAAAGCAAACCUGCAUCUGAAGGACAACCACGAGGUGUAGAACAUAUAAAACAGGGGCUUAUAAAUUUCAUAGGCACACUGCUGAUGCCACUGUACAAAAGUAAAAAGAUCGACAGGGAUUCGUACAAGACAAUAAUGCGGAAAGCUGUCACAAAGAUCAUUGAGACAUGCACAGAAGGAGAGAAGGUGAUGGCUGCUCAUGAGUUUCUUGAUUUUAAAAGGAAAACUAAGAUUCAAUCCUUUGUGGAUAAGUUGGUCGAGAGGCAUUGGCAUCUGGCUCCAGCUCCCAAAUCAUAACAUGUGCAUUAUCUAGGAAGUUGUUACAUGUAGGGAAGCAAAUGUCUCUUUACAGGCAUUGGCUCCGUGUGGCCUAAAAGUUUAGUUCCAAAACAGACAUGAUUUCACUCGCAUUGAAGGCAACGUGACCAGGCUCAGAUUAUCAGGGUGACUGUCUUUGAUAAUCAUGAGCCAGAUGGGUACGUUCGUUUUUGUAUUGAACUUGAUAUCACCGCCAUCUUGGUAGUAGUGGGCUUUUGGGGACUCUGUGCACUCGACAAGCAUGGUAUGCAUCCAGUAAGCUUGAGCUCGUAUGCCAAGUAAGAAUUUUGAUGGCCUGAAGUGAAGUGGCAUAAGAAUAUCUGGGAUUCAAGCAUUCAGCAUGGUCUCGUAUGCAAUGGUGGCUCGUAUGUAUUACUAGGCAGUAACUUUAGCUCAGCUUAGCAGAUUGAUCGUGUUGUCCGUUCAGAGAUAACUUACAUCAGAGUAGACCCCAUCGUUUGUUUUUUCUUGUAUAGACUAUAGUUUCAUAUGCUGUUUUCUAACAAAUAUCUAACUUGUAUCGGUCGUGUUGAAGCUGCCGCAGUUUGGGGAGAUGUUUAAUAUUUGCUGCCUUCUGUACAUCCUCAUCGUUUAUGGCUGCUGAGUGCUAAAUGAUGUCAAAAGAAAAUUAUGCUUUGCCUCCAAAAGGCUUGUGCUUCAUUAUCCCUUAUGGUUUAAUUCAUGUAGAGUCCCAAAGAUGUUCAGAUA
Molecule: messenger RNA, 6406 nt
Organism: Brachypodium distachyon (stiff brome)
Lineage: Eukaryota; Viridiplantae; Streptophyta; Magnoliopsida; Poales; Poaceae
Product: lysine-specific histone demethylase 1 homolog 3
Exons: 9
Coding region: 233-5677 (1814 amino acids)
Molecular function (GO): protein binding; oxidoreductase activity
Source: RefSeq, a predicted model, not a curated record